GUAUACAUCUAUCAUACUCUGCCAACUGCAAGGCACAUGACGCCACAAUUCUGCAUCGACGGAAUUAUUCAGAAUCCCAACACCAAAAACUUCCCCAACUCCACCUCCUCACCCAACCAAUGCAACAAUGAGCCGCGACGCCUACAGAGGCCCCAAGCUGCCCAAAACACUGCUCGCACAGGUUCAAGGCUCGCAGGGCCCUCAGAACGGCCGGCGCAAUGUGUCGCGCAAAGAUCGCCGCCGCGCCGAGCGGGUCGAGAAGAAAAGCCAGACGUCCAUCCGACGGCCGAUGACCAAGUUGGAUAAUGCGCGCGCACGCCAUGCGCGUAAUACUGAGAAUGCGGAUGCGAGUGAUGGGUUUAGCGAAGAGGAGGAUGAUGAGGAGGAGGAGGUCGUGCGGCCUGUCAAAGUUGCGAAGAGAGAGGGGGAGGAUGCGAAGCCGCUUAAAUCUAUUUUGAAGAGGAGGGAGGAGAGGGCGGAAGUACAGUCUGCUUCUUCGGACGAAGAGGAGGAGGGGUCAGAGGAGUCGGGAAGCGACGCCGGCUUUGUGGCGUCUGCUCGUGGGGCGAAGAGGAAGCUGGAAGACGAUGAUGCGGAGAUUGCGGCUUUGGAGAAGAGACUGGGGAUGAAGAGCAAGAAGAGCAAGGCGUCGAAAGAUGAAGGGUUGGACUGGCUCGUGGAUGGCUUGGGAGAUGAGAGUGGCAGUGACCUGGAAGAUGGGGGUCGGGUACGGAAGAGCGCGGAGGAUGAGGAAUGGUUGAAGAGCAAGAGGAUGAAGACUGCGGGCGCCAAGCGUCUGAAUACCAAGAAGGUGGACAGAGAGGAUGAUGGCAGUGACGAUGACAGCGACGAUCUCUCGAAGAACGAGCUAGAUGAAGAAGAAGAGAGUGGUGACGAGGACGGCGCCGACGCUUUCGAAGAUGACGAGGGUGACGAGGACGAUGAUUCUGAGCAAGAAGAUACGCGCUCCAAAUUGCAGACCACCCGCCAACGAGAGAAUCCAUAUCUCCCUCCAGUCUCUGCGACACCGGCCAACAAAUACAUCCCACCGUCACUGCGAAAGGAGACCUCCACGGAAGAGGGAGAACUUCUCAGGCAAAUCCGACGACAGAUCCAAGGUCUCCUGAAUCGUCUGUCUGACGCCAACAUCCUCUCUAUCGUCAAAUCCCUCGAAGAAGUCUACUCUCGACAUCCCCGCCAACACGUCACCUCCACCCUCGUUGAUCUCCUCGCCGGCCUAAUCACAGAUGCCGCUCCCUUGAAUGACACCUUCCUCAUCCUCCACGCCGCCUUCGCAGCGGCAUUGUACCGCCAGCUCGGCCCCGAUUUCGGCGCGCACCUGCUCGAGAAAAUGGUGGAGUCCUUCGCCCACCACCACAACACUAAGACCUUCUCGUCGGGCAAGCAGAGUCUCAACGUCCUCGCCUUCUUGUCGUACCUCUACACCUUUCAGCUCGUUGGAAGUGGGCUUCUUUUCGACUACAUUCGCCUGCUUCUGAAUGACUUUUCCGAAAAUAAUACCGAGCUGCUGCUGCGUGUGAUUCGCACAUCCGGCCAGCAACUUCGUCAGGACGAUCCAUCUGCACUCAAAGACAUCGUGCUGCUCCUGCAAAAGUCCGGCGCCAUUGCCUCAGGAGAAGCCAACCUCUCCGUCCGCACGAAGUUCAUGAUCGAGACCAUCAACGACCUCAAGAACAACCGGAUGAAACAAGGCGCAGCCGCAUCUGCGCUGGCAAGCGAGCACACGACGAAAAUGAAGAAAUUCCUCUCGUCCCUCAACACCAAUGCGUCCUUCAAAUCGACCGAGCCUCUCCGCCUCACCCUCGCCGACAUCCACAACGCCGACAGGAAAGGCAAAUGGUGGCUUGUGGGCGCCAGCUACCUCGAUCCGCACAAAUCGCAAACACCCACCGCCUCUACUGCAGCCACGACGCAGAACAACCUCGUCGACGACGCCGGCUACGAAUCCGAGAACCCCGAUGCCACUAACCUCGCCCGCCUUGCGCGAGCCCAGGGCAUGAACACCGCCGUGCGCCGCGCCAUCUUCAUCACCCUGCUCUCUUCCGCCUCCUAUGCCGAAGCACACGAGCGCAUAACCAAAUUGCAUCUCAAGUCUAAGCAGCAGCUGGAGAUUCCGCGGGUGCUGGUGCAUUGCGUCGGCGCAGAGGAGAGGUAUAACCCCUUCUACGCCCUUGUCGCGCGAAGGUUCUGCGCGGAGCGGGGACUAAGGAAGGGCAUGGUCUUUGCCGUUUGGGAUGUAGUGGGAGGCAUGGUGGAGGAGGAAGAUGCUGAAGAGGGCAUGGCGAUGCGCAAAGUCAUGAAUGUGGGCAAGUUCUGCGCGUACCUGACUGCCAGCGGGGGCAUGGAUAUGAAAGUGCUGCGCAAGGUGGAUUUUGCUUCGCUGACUUACGGGUCGCGGCAGAGCGUGUUUGUCGAAGUGUACCUCACGACUCUGCUCGUGCAGCUGCGGAAAGACCUACGUGGGAAGAGCGAGGUGGAGGCCGAGGAUGCGAUCAAGGCGCUUUUUGCCAGGACGGGCGAGGUGUCUGGAUUGGCGGCGGGAUUGUCAAUGUUUGUAAGGGAUGUGUUGGUCGACGGACAUCUGGCGAUGGGGAAGAAGGAGAAAAAGGCGCUGCGAUGGGGAUGUGAGAUUGCUGCUGAUGUUUUGAGGGAUGCUGUGGCGAAGGGACGGGAAGUCGUAGAGGAUGAUGAGGAGUCUGACUGAUGCACACGAAUGAGGCUGCGGCGAUCGGACGAAUAUGCGUCCAUCCUCUGCUACCGCGCGGGUAAGCAAGUGCCUAGGAAUUUUCUGGCCAAGCUUUCGACCCAAUACAUUAAUGGACAUCAGUCCCUCCCAUCUCCACUGCA
Molecule: messenger RNA, 2868 nt
Organism: Neohortaea acidophila
Lineage: Eukaryota; Fungi; Ascomycota; Dothideomycetes; Mycosphaerellales; Teratosphaeriaceae
Exons: 1
Coding region: 128-2725 (865 amino acids)
Biological process (GO): ribosomal small subunit biogenesis
Cellular component (GO): nucleolus
Molecular function (GO): RNA binding; protein binding
Source: RefSeq, a predicted model, not a curated record